UUUUAUUUUUAAUUGACUUCUUAUUUGUUUUAACUGUCUGUGUGAUAUCUACACGACCGGAUAAAUCUCGUCAUAUAACAAUAUAGUCAGUCUGGCUGCCAGGCACCAGCAGCACUACCAAGUAGAUUUACUACCUACGUUUUCACGGCACAAGUUCAAGUUAGCUGCAAAUUUUGCAAAAUGGUUUUCUCCAUCAUGUCAUUUAGACAUCAUUGAAAAUUGUAAAUAUAGGAUUAGUCUGAAACCAUAUUAACGCUCAUUUUUGCAUAAGGUUGAAAAUACCCUGAAAAAAUGGCAGAAUCAUCAUCUAGUGAGAACAAGUCUGAGCCUGAAGAUUCAGGGCCAGUACCAUCUGGUGGAAUUCAUGCUAUCAAAGAGCAUGUUUCCAGGGAUUUGACAUCAUUUAUCAUGUACUGCUCUAGGAUCUUCCAGAUUUUGGCUGCCAUGGCAUACUUGGUACCAAUCAUAUUCCCGGCGCGCAUGGCGUACGUGUCCGCUCUCCUAGCAGCUCUGCUCACCUCUAUACUACGACUGCGCCAGCGUCUGCCUCCACCGCAGCUGACUCGCGAGUGGGGCGCCCGGCUGGUGCUCGAGGACGCCUCGCACUACGUCAUGUACGCGCUGGUGUUCGUGGUGCCGCCGCCCCUGACGCUGGUGCUGCUGCCAGUCACGCUGUUCGCCGUGCUGCACAGCUCCAGCUACACACUGCAGCUGCUCGAUCUGCUGGGACCGAGCUCGGCAGCGCCGCUGCGCUACCUCAUCUCCCUGGUCGAACUGAAGUCGCAGGCGAUGCUGAGGGCCAUCGCCAUCGCCGAGAUCGUCCUGAUGCCCUACACAGUCGCCAUGCUGCUCGUCGGCCGCGGCAGUCUGCUGGUGCCGUUCAUCUACUACCGGUUCCUGUCGCUGCGGUACGCCUCGCGCCGCAACCCCUACUCGCGCACCAUCUUCGCCGAGCUGCGCGUGGCACUGGAGCGGCAGGCGGCCAGCCCGCGCUGCCCGGCGCUGCUCAGUUCGGCCAUCCACCGCGGCGUGGCGCUGGUGUCGGCGCUCAGCCCGCCCGUCAUGGGGGCGCCCCAGUAACGGAGGACCCGGCCGCCAGGGGCGCUGAAGUCGGCUGUCCCCGAAGGGUCUCCGUCUGACCUUACAUGCGUGGAGCCUGGACUCCCUAGCUCGGUGGGUCGUGCUGCUCGGGCCAGGUAAACGGGAGAGGUCAACGGAUGCUGCCUCCGGUGACCUGUUGCAGGGUCAACCGUCAGGUCAGUCAACAUGACUAUCAGGCAACGCCUAUCUGCUGCACUGCCCAGUGCCCACUGAUAGGGGUUCCACUCUCAAUGUCAAUCAGCUAUCAUAAAUGUGAUGCCCAGUGAUGUGUUGUCAUACCGUGUGUGAUGGUAUGUUUCACAGUCGUAUGUGGUAUAUAAGUCCAAGUUUUGUCUGAUGUCUCAGGCGGUCCAUCGAAUGUUGGGUGUGUUCACAGAGCGCUGUCGAUAAAUUGAGACCGUGCACCUAUGGAUGUGUUAUCUGUCAAAUGUUCAGGGAUCCCCAGCUCCCCAAUUCACUGAUGUACUCUAGUCGUGAUUAAUGGUAAGGUGUCUUGGAGCUACUUGGUCUGAGCUACUUGGAGCUGUGUAUCCUAUCAAUUAUCGUUUAUCGUUCGUGAAAUCAGAAAUGCUAUAGUAUGUGUCAAAUAUUUCAUAUUUUUGUCAGUGUAAUAUGUAGCAAUAAAUUAUUUAUGAUUUAGCUCUCCAUUAAGUUGUUUCUUGCAGCCUGUUUCUACUUUUUAUGUUUAUCUACGGCCCCGCACUUCAUCACUAUGUUACCUGUCUGUUCGUAAGCCAAUAUAAGCCACCGAAAGUUGCA
Molecule: messenger RNA, 1860 nt
Organism: Amphibalanus amphitrite
Lineage: Eukaryota; Metazoa; Arthropoda; Thecostraca; Balanomorpha; Balanidae
Product: transmembrane protein 33-like
Exons: 5
Coding region: 292-1080 (262 amino acids)
Biological process (GO): membrane organization; endoplasmic reticulum tubular network organization
Cellular component (GO): membrane; endoplasmic reticulum
Source: RefSeq, a predicted model, not a curated record